This is a messenger RNA of Hydra vulgaris (swiftwater hydra), 1972 nucleotides long. RefSeq names its product ubiquitin carboxyl-terminal hydrolase 10. Gene Ontology annotation, cellular component: nucleus; cytosol. Gene Ontology annotation, biological process: regulation of autophagy; DNA damage response, signal transduction by p53 class mediator; protein deubiquitination. NCBI's taxonomy places the organism in Eukaryota, Metazoa, Cnidaria, Hydrozoa, Anthoathecata, Hydridae. Gene Ontology annotation, molecular function: cysteine-type deubiquitinase activity. The record is from RefSeq and is a predicted model, not a curated record.
UACCAUGAUGGCUGCACUUCGAAACAAAUAAACAUGCUACAUGCAACAUGCUAUAUUAGUUCUUGCCAGGUUUAGCAUAAAUGCGUUCAUAGGCAAAAAAAAAUGAUGAAACUAUUUACACGUUUAUUGGAUUGGAAAUAAAAUAAUAUGAACCCAAAUGAUGGAACACUGUUUGAUGUAAAUAAGCCUUUACUUUUUGGAGAUUUUGAAAUCAAUGAAUAUAUUAUUUAUUUUCAACAUGCUGAAGUUGAGAAAAUUGGUGUCGAGUUCUUAUGUGGAGACUUACAUAAUUCAACACAGGCAUGGGUGAAUGAAGUUGGUUCUAUAAAAGAUCUGGAAUCAGAAAGUGUGUCUUUUGGUGAAUUAUCAAACAAUUUGCAUUCAAUUGAUCAAAUUACUAUUUCAGACAAGUAUGGAUCACAAGAAAAUAUUGAGUUCCUUUCAGAAAAACCAUUAAAAACAAAUGAAGUUAAUACAGAAAUAAAAAGUUUUGAAAGUUCAGAACCUAGUAAAAAUCGAUCAACAUGGGCUUCUUUGUUUAAUUCUUCUACUGCAGAAAACAGCUCCAGUGUUAUCAAUAAUGAAAAAAUUAUUUCUGUGCAAAUGGAAACUCAUAAUGUGGAUGUAAAAAAUUGUAUAACUGUUGUUGGAAUGGAAAACGAUGUAAGAGCAAUAAAGCUUGCUAAAUCCAUAUCCAAUUUAAAGAUAGAUUUUUCAUGUCAUCACCUGCAACUUCGUGGUUUGAUCAAUAGAGGUAAUUGGUGUUACAUCAAUACAACAUUACAAGCUCUUCUUGCAAUUUCUCCAAUAUCUCAUUUUUAUAAGUCUCUCAAGACAUUUCUAAAUACAGAUGUAAGCUACACCUCAACCCCUUUAACUGACAGUAUGAUUGCUUUUUUUAAUGAAUUUGAAUCCAUAAAUCCGAAAAUUUCAUUAAAAAAACAAAGUGAAGAUAUAAAAACUGGUGCUUCGUUUGAACCACGAUGUAUAUACAAUGUUUUAACUACAAUGAAGGCAUCUUUAUCAGAAAAGGGUCGUCAGGAAGAUGCUGAAGAAUUUUUAUCAUAUUUAUUAAAUGGCAUUCAUGAUGAGCUAGUUGCAUUAAACAAACUGCUAUCAAAAAAAACACCCAAUGGAAAUGAUAAUGCAGAUUUGGAUAAUGAAAAUGAUGAUAGUUCUUGGUCUCAAGUUGGUACCAAAAAAAAAGAUCUUGCUAAAAAGGUUAAUCCAUCAUCAGAUAGUACAAUAAUAAAGCAGAUUUUUGGUGGCAUGAUUCGAUCAUCAGUUCAGCAAAGCGGAGUAAAGGAGUCAACUACUUUGCAACCUUUCUUCACAUUACAACUAGAUAUUCAAGGGGAUGAAAUCUGGUGUUUAGAAAAAGCAAUAGAAUCGUAUUUUGUUAAAGAGAUUCUUCAAGGGUUCACUUGUUCUAAAACAAAUACUGAGGUAGAAGCAUCGCGCAAGUUAUCAAUUGAAGAACUUCCUUUAGUCCUUAUAUUCCAUUUAAAAUAUUUUGUCUACGACAGAACUGGUGGAAGUCAAAAAAUUUAUAAAGCUAUUGAUAUACCUGUUGAUCUUGAAAUACCUAAAGAUGUGUUAUCACCGUCAUUGAAAGUUUCUUUAAAUGAAAGACAAUACAGGCUAUAUGCAGUUAUUCAUCAUCAUGGUAAACAUGCAGCAGGUGGCCAUUAUACUGCUUCAGUGCAUCAUGGCAGUCCAUUUGGUUGGGUAAACUUUGAUGAUAAUAUAAUAAAAACACUUAAUGUUAACCAAGUUUUGCGCAAACAGCAAGGUAGUGUUCCCUACUUGCUAUUUUAUGAGAGAUGUCAAAGGUAAUCAUGCAAAGAAAGUUUUAAAUGAAGAAGAUUAGAAGGAAGUUAUACUUAAAAUAACAAGUUGUUAAAAUUUAACUUCAUUGUUAAAAUUUAACUUAAUUAUAGACAAGCAUCAAUAGACUAUUUUUGUAAAUUUA